AUGCUUCCACCAUCAAGAUCAAAGCCUGUUGAAGGAUCAUUUUCUCAAAGUACUGGAAUGAUUUAUAUUUUUAAUAUUAUCGUUGGUACGGGUGCAUUAGCACUUCCAAAAGCUUUUCAUGAAGGUGGUUAUGUGUUGAGUACACUACUUUUAUUGAUACUUGGCUUCUUUAGUUAUAUAUCAGCAACAUAUAUGAUUGAAGCUAUGGCUAUUGCAAAUUUUAUGCGAAGAAAAACACACAAUCGACGCCUUGGUACGAUUGUUCCUCCAACAAGUGAUGAAGAAGAACAAAUUGAAGAGUCAGAUCGAACAGCACUAUUACCUGGUACGAUUAAUAAUGAAGAAGUGUAUAUUUCACCACAAACUCAAGAAAAACAUGAAUUUGAUAUUGUCGAAAAAAUUGAAAUGGGUGAAAUGGCAAAUAUGUUUUUAAAUCAAGUGGGAUUGAUCAUCUUCUAUAUUUGUAUAUCAUUAUAUCUCUUUGGAGAUUUGGCUAUUUAUGGUUCAGCUGUUCCAAAAUCAAUUCGAGAUGUUAUCUGUACAUAUGAACCAAAUCCGUGUACGAAUAUCACUAUUAAUGAUUUAUGUUGGGCAAGUUCUUCAUUAACACGUCAUCAUGUUUAUCAAAUAUUUGUUGCUUUGUUUUUUUGUACAUUGGGUUUAUUCGUUUUUGGUAAUGCACAAAAAACAAAAUUUCUUCAGAUGAUUACAACUCUAUGUCGUUGGUCAGCUUUUCUCUCCAUGAUUAUUCUAUGUCUUGUACAUCUUGCUCAAAAAACCAGUAGUGAACAUCCCGAUCCACCAAUUCGUCCAGCUGUAUUUCGUUUUCGUAGUCUUCCACCACUAUUUGGUAUUUGUGUUUACAGUUUUAUGUGUCAUCAUUCAAUACCUAGUAUAAUAGCACCAAUACGUUCAAAAAAUAAACUUAAAUCUUUAUUUGCAUAUGAUUAUAUAUGUAUCGCUUUAUUUUAUUUAUUAUUAUCAUUAACAGCUGUAUUUACAUUUGAUAAAUUUGAAGAUUUAUAUACAUUAAAUUUUCGUCCAACAACACGAUGUGCUCAAUCAGCAGUUUAUGUACCUAAAUUCUUAGCAUAUUUUAUAUCAUUAUUUCCUGUAUUUACAUUAAGUUCAAGUUUUCCAAUCAUAGGAAUAACAUUACGAAAUAAUCUUGAAACUGUUUUAAAAUCAUGUGUAAAAAUUGGACGAAAACAACGUAUUAUACUUGUUAUAGUUGUUCUUCUAUUUCCUUGUACAGUUAGUAUAGUAACAGAAAAUAUUAAUUUUCUUGUUGGUUUUACGGGUUCAUAUGCUGGUGUUGCUGUACAAUAUGUUAUACCAGCAUUAUUAGUUUAUAAUGCUCGACGUCAAGCACAAUUAAAACUUCGUCGACCAGUCCAUUUUGAAAAUCAAUCAUUUUUUCAAAAUAAAUAUUGGGUUUUUACUGUUCUUUUAUGGGCAUGGUUAGCUGUUAUUGUUAUAACAAUCUAUAAUAUACUUCCAUCGAGAAUUUUUGCGUAA
Molecule: messenger RNA, 1518 nt
Organism: Adineta steineri
Lineage: Eukaryota; Metazoa; Rotifera; Eurotatoria; Adinetida; Adinetidae
Source: the annotation of a GenBank genome assembly